CUGAUGACACAGCGACCCCAUACCGCCGCUCGCACGCCUCGCUCGCCGUUUAAACCCUCUGGAGGGCGAUAUACGCGUGGAGGAGAUGCAAGCCUGGCAGUGCAUUAGUGGUGACCCGGGCGGCGAGGGCCAGCCACCACACUGGCUAAAAUGUGGAGCAGCGCAGUUAUGGAGCUGUGAUCUCGCACACUCCCUCGAGUCUCUCGCCUCGCUCCCCCCCAUUUGGUAGCUGGGAUAGGCGUUGUGCCGGGGGCAGACAUGCUGUUGAAGUACCCGAGGGCUGCGAGGUGCUAUAAUAUGUGUGGCGCUGGGGGGUGAAAAUGGGGCGCGGUGACAACUUGACAAUAUUGUACCCUCCUGGUUGUAGAGAGGUAACAGAAGAUGUUGGUCCUGAUGAGCUUAUCCGCCGGCUUAAAACUUUGGCGCAUACAUUGCAGUCCAUGGGUCAAGAUGACGGUGCCUAUCAGGAAUAUGUACCACUGGCAAUGCACAUAGCAGAUGAUUUCUUUCUCUCUUAUCCGAGUCGGGAUGUGCAGCUGCUGAUAGCCUGCUGCAUCGCUGAUGUUUUGAGGGUUUAUGCCCCUGAAGCACCUUACAAGGAUCCUGCACAAGUGAAGACACUUUUCAUGUUCCUGAUAAAGCAGCUUGCAGGCCUCAAGGAUCCCAAAGAUCCAGCCUUCAAACGAUACUUCUACCUCUUGGAGAAUCUUGCCUAUGUCAAGUCCUUCAACAUGUGCUUUGAGCUGGAAGACUGCCAAGAGAUAUUCUGCAAACUCUUUAAAUUAAUGUUCAACAUUGUCAAUGACGAACACAGUGGAAAGGUAAAGUCAUUUAUGUUGGAUGUUCUUUGUCCACUCAUCAAUGAGAGCGAUGUUGUGUCAAAUGAUCUUCUGGACAUCAUACUGUCCAAUGUUCUUGAACCAGCCAAGUCCCAGCGGAAGAAUGCAUAUCACUUGGCCAAAGAAUUGGUGGUGAAGUGCUCUGAUACUCUUGAACCAUAUAUUCAAGCAUUCUUCAAUAAUGUGUUGAUAUUGGGUCGUGAGGAGAAGACGCUGACCAUAUCGCAGAAGGUAUACGAUCUCAUAUAUGAAUUGAAUCACAUCUGUCCUUCAGUCCUACUAUCUGUUUUACCACAGUUGGAGUUUAAAUUGAAGAGUUCUGAUGAAGAAGAGCGAUAUGGGUCGGUUUCCCUACUAGCACGCAUGUUUUCAGAAAAGGAUUCUACUCUGGCACUUAAUCACAGACAGCUGUGGACAGCUUUUCUAGGAAGAUUUAAUGAUAUCAGCAUAAAAAUCCGUACCAAGUGUGUCCAGUACUCUAUGCAUUUUUUAUUAAAUCAUCCGCUCCUGCGUAAAGACAUCACAGACACGUUGAAGCUUAGACAACAUGACUCAGAAGAGAGUGUGAGAUAUGAAGUUGUGAUGGCUAUUGUGACAACUGCAAAGAAAGACUUCAGCAUAGUGUCUGAUAGUGAAGAUCUACUAAAUUUUGUCAAAGAAAGAACUUUAGAUAAAAAGUUCAAAAUUCGUAAAGAAGCCAUGUGUGGUUUAGCCAUGAUUUACAAAAAACACCUCAAUAGCCCAGAUGUACCACCUGCCACGCGCCAUGCUGUAACGUGGAUCAAGGAUAAGAUUCUACACGGCUACUACAUGACCAGCAUGGAUGACAGAUUACUUGUGGAACGUCUCUUAAACACGUGUUUGGUGCCGUAUCAGCUGCCGCCUGAGGACCGCAUGAAGAAGCUCUUUUACCUGUAUGCCUCCAUUGAUGACAAUGCUACCAAAGCUUUCAUUGAACUUCAGAAACACCAGCUAGCUGUGAGAAAAAAUGUUGCCGAGCUUAUUGAACUUCAUCGGAAGUCUCAAGACGAGGAGCGAGACCGUGAGAUUGCUUACCGACUGGGCCACCUCACCAAAUUUCUUCCUGACCCUCUUAAAGUUCAGGAAUUCCUUAGAAAGUUUUCUCAGCACCUUAAUACAGAUUCACAACUUCUGUCUCUUAUGGAAACAGUUGUCAGUCAUGACGUGUCGUGCAAAGACAGUGUAGAUGCUGUGACACAGAUCCUUAAAAAACUAGGCCAACCAGUGAUGACCAACCUGUAUUAUAACACCAUUAAGAUGUUGCUGGAGCGUGUUUCUAGCGUAAUGGUGGACCAAACGGCACUGGAGGCCCUUAUAGGAUUGGUGGAGGGGGCACUAAACGCUGACCCGACUGUACUCGACACGCUUAAUCUAACUUCCGAUAUUGCCACAGAAAAAGGAUUAAAGUUAUUAUUUGUGUUGUCGUUCGUAUAUCCUGCUCACUUUCUGCACGUAGACAUCCUGACACGUCUCAUCUCUCUCCUUAAUGUGCCAAACUCCACCAUCUCCCCACCAGUCCUCUCUGUUCUCACCUACAUAGGCAAAUAUAAACCUAUUGGGGAACUGUACCCGGAUCUCGCAUCAGUACUCAUCCCAAUUUGCCAGCGUUUUGCAGAAUCGGGCACUGCAAAACAGGCUAAGCAUGCAGUACGUUGCCUUCACACGAACUGUACCUCGGAAUCAGAUGAAGUUUUUGAAAGAAUAUUAGAGAAAAUCAAAGAACAGCUGACUUUUGAUAGUACACACUUCAGAACAUCAGUUGUAUCCUUGGGACACAUAGCCUUCAACAUGCCUGAUAAAUUUCUCGUGCCAAUCAAAAACGUUGUAUCGAGAAAGGUUGUUAAGGAGUUGCUAAUGAGAAACCAAACAAGUGUACACACACCUGGGCCAGCGACUAGAGACGAUGUUGAGGAGUGGGUUGAAGAAGAGGAACUAACUGAAGAAACGGCUGUUAAAAUGGAGGGAAUCAAAAUGAUGGCACGGUGGCUACUAGGGCUCAAGUCUGAUGUGAUCUCGGCACAAAAGACUUUCCGUAUGCUUAAUGCCUUUAUCCUUCACAAGGGUGACCUGCUAGAAACUGGUAAAAUGCUGAGAGCAGAAAUGGCUCACCUGAGACUGUCUGCAGGGGCUGCCAUGCUGAAGAUCUGUGAGCAGAAGGGUGUUGGCGACCAGUUUACCUCAGAGCAGUUUUACAACUUGUCCCUUCUUAUGAAUGAUGAUUGCCCACAAGUUCGUGAAAGGUUUGCCAUUAAGCUUCACAAGGGUCUGGCUCGAGGGAUCCCACACAAGUGCCUGCCUCUUGAUUUCAUGGGGUUCUAUGCCUUGGCUGGUCUGGAAACUGACCGGCAGUUGAAAGUAGCAGUCAAGCAGUAUAUGUUGGCUGAUAUUACCAAGAGAAGAGAUUAUAUUAGAUCAAUCACCAUGUCAGGCGGAAGUGAAAAAGCAUCUAGUCAGCUGCCACACAUUAUGCCAGACUACAUGCUGGUGUUCGCUGUUCCUCUAUUGGCUCACCAACCUGACUUCAAGGAUCCUAACGACAUAACCCAGUUGACACGAAUACGCUCUUGUCUGUGGUAUAUUCUAGAACCUCUUAUGACGAAAAAUGAUGUGUAUUGCUUUGGAUUUUAUAAGGCUCUUAUUGAACAGAUGAAGAAUCACAAGGAUGCAGUAAAGCCAGAAGAUGAAAUAACUAAUCAGAAAUUGUGGGCAGUAUGUGAUUUGGCAAUGGGUCUAAUUUUAUCUAAAACAACGAGUUUUGAGAUGAAGGACUUCCCAUCUGACCCUCGGAUACCCCCUAUGUAUUUCAAGAAGCAUGAAGACCCCAACUUUGUUAAUGUAAAGUCCUACCUACCGACUGAGCUACAGGUGACAGCACCCAAGGGCUCCACCAAGGUAUUAACAGGAGUCGCAAAGAAAACUACAAACACCGUGAUGAUGGUAAAACCUGCGAUACAGAAUAAACAAAGGCCAGAUGACAGAGUAGAGGAUGAUGAUUCUAUGAUGGAUGAUGAUUCAAGCAAUAUCAACAAUACUCGAAAACGAGGUCGUGGUGGCUUUCACUUGGAGGAUGAAUUAGACACUGAUGACAGUACAACACUGAGCAGUGUGUUGCCACCGCCUACAGUUGCCUCUGCAUCUUCAACGGGACCAGCAAGCAAAAGAGGACGUAUUGGGGGAGCCAUCGAUGCCGCCUCCAAUAGGAUAUCUAGCUAUCUACAGAAAGAAACAAAUGGCAAGACGUGAGUAAUCAACCCAACAGAAAUCUAAAACAGUGUUAUGAGCAUGCAAAGGGUUGUAGUUGUGCUUACAGUACCCAAUUACAACAGACGGCAUCAUAUAUACGCUGGAAGCCUUGGUCGUGGCUUUCAGGUAUAAAUAGUGUCCAUACCAAAGUUUAGGUGUAUUUCCAGGCCAGGCCUAAAUGAGGAUAUAAUGAUCAGAGAUUGAGAGCAAACAUGUAACUCGUUAGAGAAUGGCAUUCUUAGAAGGUAGUCAGAGGGGUUGUAAAUAUGAAGACUUGAGUGAGAAGAUGGAAUAUAUGGAUUGUAUUUUUAUUUAUUGACUAGUUUUCUUCAAAUUUUGGAGAAGAAUGGUUCAAAGUCCCAUGUGAAAGAAAUGCAGAGUCAUUUAUAAGGUGUGUUUAGAUUAGUGUUCCUCAUAAUAAUGGAGCCUGGUUGGAUAUAUUGCCUUCGUGUACAUUCUAUAUCAAAUGGUCAAGAUAAAAAAAAAAAAAAGAGUACAUUGUGAAAAAUAUUGUGGUGUCUGGCAGUCGGUGAGCAGCUCCUUUGCAUCUGAUUAGUCGUUUAUAAUUAUUUUUUUUUCAUGAAAGAUACAUUUUUGUCAGGCUUCAGUUACUUGCCUUAUUUAAGCAUCAUAAAAGUAUGAAAAAUAAUUCUAUAAAAAUUCAAUUUCAUUGAAAUUUUCUUCUCAGGUAUUGCAGUACUGUAAUAAGUUACUUUUUUUAUUAUUAUUAUUUAUAUUAUUAAAAGUUAUGGAGACAACUGAAGGCUAGUCGGAAGAUAAAGAUUCACACUUUUUACAUAACAAUCAAGAUUACAUAUACCAAUGCUAUCCUUUACGUUAGCCUCACAGAUAAGAAUAAGACAUUAUUGUUUCCCUUUAGCUCAUUGUGGACAAGAACUAGUAAAUAAUUUUCUUGAAAUUUAGAGACUUAAUAUUUUGCUUACUAUUGCCUGGCAAAACACACAUAGGGGUUGCACACAGUUGAGUGGCAUGCUGUUUCUGGGAUAUUCACUGUACCAUUUUGAAAAAUUCUUAAUGACAGAAAACCAUGCAUUUAUAUAAUUUUUAUGUGUGUGUGUGUAUGUGUGAGAGAGAGAGAUUAGUACAAGUGUGCAUUGUUUGGGUAUAUUUGAAUGUAUCUUUGAAUACAAAGGUUUGUGGGUGGUGUUGCAUGCGUUGUGUGUGUGCUGUGCGCUUGCUUAGGAAGACUACUAAAGAUUGUAGUGGUCACUUUAUUUAGUUAUCUGAUUUAUUUUUAUAACACAUUAUUGUUCAAAUGGAUCAUGUAUCAAGAUGAAUAAUGGUGGUUAAAAGACAAAAGGCAAAUAAACCAAAUUUAUGCUGGAUGUGAAGGGUUGAAAAUAGUGUUUGGCAUUGGUGACGAGGAGUAUUAAUGUGUCAUUUUGUGGGGGAAAAAAAAAGAGGUACGCAGUAAUAGGCCGUGUAGCCUAUUAAGAACAUUUUCUUGGAGGUUAAAGCAUUAUUCUGUAUUCUGUUGUCUUGAACAAAUUGCAAUUUAUUCUGUUAAUUACAAUAUUUUAUUGUAA
Molecule: messenger RNA, 5650 nt
Organism: Procambarus clarkii (red swamp crayfish)
Lineage: Eukaryota; Metazoa; Arthropoda; Malacostraca; Decapoda; Cambaridae
Source: RefSeq, a predicted model, not a curated record